AUGGGAGGGAGCCAGUCAUGCUUCGGCGGCGGUAGCCGGGACUACGACGAGUACGAGCAGCCGUGGCGGUCGGCGAGGAAGGUGAGGCCGAGCGACGAGGACGGGCUGUGGUACGUCGGCGAGCGGGACGUCGACAGGAAGGCCACGGAGUUCAUCGCCAGGUUCCACGCCUCCGCCAGCUACGUGGAGGCUUGA
This is a messenger RNA of Lolium rigidum, 195 nucleotides long. RefSeq lists its product as uncharacterized. Lineage: Eukaryota; Viridiplantae; Streptophyta; Magnoliopsida; Poales; Poaceae. The transcript has a single exon. The record is from RefSeq and is a predicted model, not a curated record. Bases 1 to 195 code for a protein of 64 amino acids.